This is a messenger RNA of Triticum urartu, 1690 nucleotides long. Lineage: Eukaryota; Viridiplantae; Streptophyta; Magnoliopsida; Poales; Poaceae. The record is from RefSeq and is a predicted model, not a curated record.
AUGGACGCCGCUGCGGUGAUCGGGUGUUUCCGGGGCAGGAGCAUCCUCAUCACCGGCUCGACGGGCUUCCUCGGAAAAUUGCUGGUGGAGAAGAUACUAAGGGUCCAGCCGGACGUGAGGAAGCUCUACCUUCUUGUGCGCUCACCAGACGCCGCAUCCGCCCAGCAUCGUGUGCUCACCGAGGUUGUUGGAACAGAACUCUUUGAUGUUCUGCGAAGCAGGCACGGAGCUGAUUUCAACUCUUUGAUAAAAGACAAAAUUUUCCCUUUAGCUGGAGAUAUCGUGUACGAAAAUUGUGCACUCCCAAGCUCUACGAUUGAGCAGAUAUCCAAGGAAAUUGAUGUCAUUGUCAGUGUAGCUGCAACUACUAGCUUCUACGAGAGAUAUGAUGUUGCUUUGGCUUCAAAUGCCUUAGGGGUCGCCCAUGUGUGCCAUUUAGCAAACAAGUGUGGUAAUCUCAAAAUGCUCCUUCAUGUUUCCACAGCUUUUGUAGCCGGUGAUCAAGAAGGCUUGUUAAUGGAGAAACCAUUCAAAUCAGGGGAAUCACUAAGGAAAGGUUACAACUUGGACGUUCAAGCUGAGAUAAAAUUAGUUGAGAAUUUCAAGUCAACACUCAGGAUGCAUUCCUCUAAUGACAAGUUAGAAAAGAAGAAAAUGAAGGAACUUGGGUUGAAAAGGGCUAGGCACUUUGGUUGGCCUAACGUGUACUCACUCACAAAGGCUUUAGGGGAGAUGUUGCUUGGUAACUUAGGACGAGACCUUCCGGUUGUCAUAGUCCGCCCUAGCAUCAUACUCAGCACUUUCCAAGAUCCAAUGCCUGGAUGGAUAGAGAGGACUAGGACAAUUGAUAUGUUGUAUGUCGCCUACAAUGACCAAAAACUUCCAUGUUUCAUCGCCGACCAUAAUGUCAUAAGUGAUAUGGUGGGUAUUGCACAAAAACUAAUCCAAAACAUACAUACACAUAUCAAAAGUUGUUUAACCAUGUACAGAGGCAUGUGUUUGCCAACUACGUCAAAUAGGUUUAUACAUUUCACUCAUAUAUACCAGCACAGAGCCAUGGCCAUUCAUUGGGACCAGCACAGAGCUCAAGCAAUUUACCAUGUGACCUCAGGCCAUCGGAAUCCUUUGAACUAUUCUAUUACAGAGGAAUCACUUUAUGAAUACUUUCGUGCAAAUCCUCGUGUAUCCAACAGUGGGAUGAUUGUCAAGAAUAAAAGGGUGCUCCUUUUCAAGAAAUACACACAUUUCCAUUUAUACAUGAUCCUACGGUAUAAGAUAGCAUUAGAGAUGUUGCAUGUGAUGAGUGCAUUUGGGGGUUCAUUUUCCAAGAGUUACAAUAAGCUGAACCGCGGCUACAAUUUCCUGAUGCUUGUCGCCAAGUUGUACGCUCCAUAUGUCUUCUUUAAAGGGUGCUUUGAUGACACGAACAUGAGGAAGCUGUGGGUGGCGACCACUACAGACAAGCUAAAUGAGGAUUCCAUGUUUGAUUGUGAUCCUGCCUGCAUCAACUGGAGCUCGUAUCUCGUGAACACACACAUCCCAGCUGUUAUGGUGAAUUCACGCAAUGCCACAUGAAAAAGGUCGACAGGAUUGCAUAAGGGACGCAAAUUAUAAAGUUUAUUGCCAAGUCGGGAAUGAGCAUAUAUGUAUAUGCACUAUAUGUAUGCAUUGUUUUGUGUAUGGAGAUAUA